CAUUUUCAAACAAGAGAAACAAAGUCUAGAAAGCUAUGGAAGUUGUGGAAGAUGUGGUGAUCAUUGGUGCUGGAAUAGCUGGGCUAGCCACUGCUGUAGCCUUGAAAAGAGUUGGGGUUCGAUCUUUGAUCUUAGAGAAAUCACAAACUCUACGAUCCACUGGUGCAGCCUUAUCUCUCUUUCCAAAUGCUUGGCUCGCCCUUGAUGCUCUUGGUGUUUCUGAUAAGCUUACUUCCAUUUAUCCUCCUUUCUCAAAGGGGACUGUGACUGAUGUGGCUACUGGAGCUGUUCAAGAGAUCAACUUCUACACAGGAAAAGGAAGCAAAGCUCAUGGACCCAGAUCAGUUCAUCGCAAAAUUCUAUUAGAGGCUCUGGCAGAAGAAUUGCCUGCUGAUUCAAUUCGAUUUUCUUCCAAGUUUACUGCUAUUGAACAGCAAGAACUUGGAGGUACUUCCAUUGUUGUACUUUAUUUGGAAGAUGGAACUACCAUCAAAUCAAAGGUUUUGGUUGGCUGUGAUGGGGUGAACUCGGUGGUGGCCAAAUGGCUAGGGCUGUCUGCACCAGUCCACUCAGGUCGAGCAGCAGUUCGUGGGUUGGCUGUGUUUCCACAAGGCCAUGGGUUUAAGCAAGAAGUCACACAGUUUGCAGAUGUUGGCAAAAGGGCUGGUUUCGUCCCACUAACCCACAAAGAAUUAUAGUGGUUUUUAACUUGCCUUGAAGGAGAAAACAUGGCAAGAGAUCCACUACUGAUACGGAAACAAGUGAUUGAGAAAUAUGCAGAGAAUUUUCCCCAAGAAUACUUAGACGUGGUUCGACAUGCUGAUCUUUCAAAUUUGACAUGGGCUCCAUUGAUGUUUAGACAUCCAUGGAAUGUCAUUUUUGGAAAUCUAAGCAAAGGAAACAUCACAGUGGCCGGCGACGCCAUGCACCCAAUGACAUCUGAUCUAGCACAAGGUGGCUGUUCAGCUCUGGAGGAUGCAGUUGUUUUGGGCAGACACAUUGGGAAUUCUUUUAUCCAAAAUGGAGGAGUACUUGUUCCAGAGGACAUGGCUCGAGCCAUUGAUGGGUAUGUGAAAGAAAGGAAGUGGCGAGCUGCUAUGCUUAUCACUGGGUCGUAUCUAUCAGGGUGGGUGCAGCAAGUCCGUGAUUCUCAAUGGUGGAAAAAAAUUUUAAGAAACAUUUUCUAUGCAUUUGUCAUGCCUAGGCUCUCUAAUGUCGCUGGUUAUGAUUGUGGGGCAUUGCCUAGCGUCUUUGCCGCCAGUGACCUGCAACAUUCCUCCGAUAAGUCGGACUAGAUCUUGAUAUCCUGAUGAGAAGAUGAAGAUGAACACUGGCUUGAAGGUUGUGAACUUUCUUCAGAUUUAGUUUAUCAGGGUUAAGAUAAAAGAAGAGAUAAUAAUGAAUGUUCUGAAAAUCAUAACGAACAUUCUGAUUUCAAUAAAGAUGGAAUCGAGUUAUGUAUCAGUUCCAUUAAUUUUGUAAUUGAAAAUCUUAGAUCCUCAGAUAAAAAAAGAAAAAAAAUUCUUAGAUUCAAAUUCUAAUCAGAAAAAUAAAACUAAUCUUUAUUAUUACCAAAUUGUGCUCCUGUAUUAAUAAACCCACGAGUGAUGUUGCUUCUCA
Molecule: messenger RNA, 1620 nt
Organism: Manihot esculenta (cassava)
Lineage: Eukaryota; Viridiplantae; Streptophyta; Magnoliopsida; Malpighiales; Euphorbiaceae
Product: monooxygenase 2
Exons: 3
Molecular function (GO): FAD binding
Source: RefSeq, a predicted model, not a curated record